Messenger RNA from Macrosiphum euphorbiae (potato aphid), 2316 nucleotides. The record is from the annotation of a GenBank genome assembly. Lineage: Eukaryota; Metazoa; Arthropoda; Insecta; Hemiptera; Aphididae.
AUGUCUGAAAGCGAAAGAAAGAAGAGAUCACAAUGUAUAGAUGUUUGGGAGGAAGCCGGCUCGGAAUUCUACCAAGAAAGCUAUCCAGGCAUGGAAGCAGAUUUAGAGGCAUUCCAAAAAAAUCCAAAUAAGCUUUCUACUUUAUUACCUAGUAAUAAGACAAGAACAGCUAGGAAAAAAAUCAAUAAUGGAACUGUAUGCUAUCAAGCGACAGCUACAUUAAAACCGGUGGAAUAUGGAACGCUAUGUCAAAACACUAUGGGUUGUAAUAACGAAAUUCAAAUAUCGUUAAUGCCUGAUUUGUCAGAGAAUUUAUCUAAUGAAGAGCUUGUAUGGGAAGAAAUUAUGAAAAUUAAAACCAUGCCAAUUAGUAUGGCUCACAAGAAAGAAUUAAAAGCAAAACUAAAAAGUGCAGAUGCUUUUAGACUUCAAGGUUUCCAGCAGCUCAAAUGGCAAAAGCGAAAAAUUUGUAAUUGUUUGAAAACCAAGUGGUUAGAGUUUUAUAAUAAAUUCCAUUUAUGGAGUUCGAGUCUGAAAAAAAUCGAAGGCCACUGUGGUGCGGGUGUAGUGGAAUUCUUUCUUUUUAUAAAAUUGUUAAUUUAUUUAAAUGCUUUCACAAUGGUUGUGGUUUUUAUUGUAUUGAUACUUCCUUCAGUUUAUUGGGUAGAAUUAAAAGAAGGAAUCGCACCAGACCUCUGGAAUGAAUGUGGUUCGAGUAAUGAGAGUGCCUCGAUUGAAUGUUGUAGUGCUAUUUAUGAGAACACUACCAGGAUAGCCAGGCCCCGAGUAACCAUACAUUACGUUAUGGAUAUUAUUCAAGGUACAGGUUGGGUUGAAACGACGCCCAUGUAUUAUAGUUACUAUCCUAAUCAACAGUUCAGUGUCGGAAAAUUAUUCACUUAUCAUAUACCGUUAGCAUAUAUCGUUUCCACCAUUAGUUAUUUUCUUUUGUUUUUUUUGAUCAUUGUUAGGAAAUCGAUUAAGGGAUUUAAACAAAGAAUGGUAGAAACUCAAGUACAAUAUUAUUUGUAUUCCAAUAGCAUUUUCAUUGGGUGGGACUUUUGUAUUAACAAUAAAAUACCGGCCAUAUUGAAACAAAAGGCGAUAUUCAAUGAGCUGCGUUCGUUUUUGAUAGCCGAUAGACCGAAAUUCGAAAACAGGAAUCGCAGUAAGCAAGUCAACAUUAUAAUAAUUAGAUUGCUCAUUUCAUUUUUAGUCAUUGCGUUGAUCGGAUCUGCUUGUUUCUCAGUUUAUCUGAUUUUUUAUUACUCAAUAAAGUUGUUGCAGCGAGAACAAACAUUUAUGUGGGCGUUUUUGUUGGAAUUUGCGACACCGGUAGCGAUAACAUUUUACAACAUAGUGUUACCAAUUAUUUUUGAUGUUUUUUUAAAGUUUGAAAACCGUUCCAUGUACCAAGAAACCCGAUUAUGCAUAUUGAGAAUAAUAUGCGUGAGAUUAUCGCUUUUGGUCGUACUGUUGGGUUCAAUUUAUAAGCUGAUUAACUGCGUGCGGGAAAAAUCUCAGUGCGCAAGUGCAUUGUGCAAUUCUCCGCUUUGCUGGGAGACAUACGUGGGAAAAAUUAUGUAUAAGCUUCUUAUUGUUGACGUCGCGUGCAAAAUCGGCAUCACCAUUUUGAUUAGUUGUCCCCGGAGCAUACUGGUUAGGCAUUUUAAAAAUAAUCUCUUCCAAGUGAUGUCCAAUCAAGAACUCAAUUUGGCCAAACACGUAUUGGACGUUAUAUACAUUCAGAUAAUCGUGUGGUUGGGUAGUUUCUAUGUCGCCCUGCUGCCAGCCCUUGGCCUAGUAUCGAUGGUGAUAAUGUUUUACAUAAAACGGUUUUCUUGUAUCGUAAACUAUAGCCUAGCUCAAAAGGUGUACAGCCCGUCGAGAGCACAUACAAUGAUCAUGUCCAUGUUACUCAUGUCUUACGUCCUUUGCGUGACCACGUGGUUAGCGGUUGUAUCAAAAAUAACGCCAUCCAGGUCUUGUGGUCCGUUCAAAGGACUACCGUCUAUUUGGAGGGUUUUGAUCGAUUUCAUACGCACCAUACCUCCGUGGACGAUUACAUGUUACGAAAUACUGUUUAGUGUAAACUUUGUGGUCCCGUUGAUUUUCAUACUUUCGUGCAUCGUCUACUACUAUCACACCGUUAUGGGAUCCAAUAAAAAAAUGAUUGUGGUUCUUCGCAAGCAACUUGUACUUGAAGGACACGACAAACAGUUUCUGUUGAACAGGUUGAGUGCGUUUAUUAAACAACAAGACAGACGUCGCAAAGCCACCGAAAAUAACGGUGAAAUCGACGUAUUGCUUUCUUGA